Molecule: messenger RNA, 540 nt
Organism: Prorocentrum cordatum
Lineage: Eukaryota; Dinophyceae; Prorocentrales; Prorocentraceae
Source: the annotation of a GenBank genome assembly
AUGCCCAUGAAGCUGUACGCGCACCCUGCCAACUACAAGACGCACAAGGCCCUGAUCGCCGCCAAGUACGUCGGGCUCGAGGUCGAGACCCCCGCGGGCGCCGCGGCGGCCCAGACCGGGAAGAUCCCGGUGCUCGAGACGCCCCAGGGUUGCAUCUUCUCCAGCGCGGCCAUCGCGCGCUACAUCUCCCGCAUCAACCGGCAAGUGGCGCUCUACGGCCAGAACCUCCUGGAGGGCGGCAUGAUCGAUUCCUGGAUCGAGUUCUGCACCCACGAGCUGGAGGUGCCGUUGUGCACGUGGGUGUUGCCUAAGAUGGGCGUCUUCGAGGAGGUCCCCGAGGCGACGGCGUGCGCGAAGGAGGACGUGAAACGCGCCCUCACAGUGCUGAACAACCAUCUGUUGCACAACACCUACAUGGUAGGUGGGGUUCGCGGUCCGAGGUUGUGUUUUCCUCGGUUCUUUGAGGUUGCCCUGCCUCGAGAUGCGUUCCAGCGGCUGCGCUUCGCCGAGAGCGUUCCGGGAUUGCCCCGCUCGUCUUGA